Molecule: messenger RNA, 1041 nt
Organism: Medioppia subpectinata
Lineage: Eukaryota; Metazoa; Arthropoda; Arachnida; Sarcoptiformes; Oppiidae
Source: the annotation of a GenBank genome assembly
GUUAGAGAAAACAUCCACUCAUUUGGCGGAGAUAGGGAUCGGAUCACUAUUUUUGGCCAAAGCGCCGGCAGUUGGUCCGUAUCGGCACAAAUACUUUCCCCGCUCUCAAAAGGUAUGUUUAAAAGGGCUAUUGUGCAAAGCGGUGCCGUUAUGUAUAACAAGGACAGGGAUGUGGUCAACAAAACUGAGGCCAUAUCUCAGGGCAAAGCAAUAGCGAAACAAUUGAAAUGCAAUGAAACCGAGGAUUGGAUACAAUGUCUGCGAAGAGCGGACGCCAACGAUAUAGUGAAACACAUCAACCUUUUCGCCACUUACCCGGUGUUUGGCACAGAGUUUUUGCCCCUUCGUGCCCGACAAGCCUUCAAUGAGAAAAAGUUUAAUACAGAAAUUGAUUUAAUCGCUGGCAUCACAAGCAAUGAGGGCGCAUAUUUUGUUCCCUUUCUAAUAAAAGAUCCUGCUCAUAUGACACUCGCCGAUUUUAACAACGGACUAAAAACUAUAGACUCUUUGGGUUUUCACAAUAUAAAUGUGCCAAAAGUAACGGAGUAUUUCUUGAAAGGUGUCAAUACUAGCGAUUCAUUAGCCCUCUGGACAGCGUUGGGGGCAAUAUAUGGUGAUAUAUAUCUCGGUUGUACGACAUAUCUGUUCGCCAAACGAUUCGCACAAACUGUCAAAGAGUCGCAAAGGGUUUACUUUUAUGAGUUUUUAUACGCAAGUAAUUGGUUUGCAAAACAGGAGGGUUGCGAUGUAACGACCAUGGGCAUUUGUCACGGCAAUGAUGUACCAUUUGUAUUUGGUCUGCCAUUACUUAAUCCCGACGAUUAUAUUCCCGAAGAUAUCUAUUACAGUAAUGUUGUGAUGAAAAUGUGGACUACAUUUGCUAAAGACGGUCAUAUAGACUCUGAUUGGCCACAAUUUCUAAACGAUGACCCGAUGGGUGCGCCCAAAGUCCGCGGUUUAGACCCAAAGGACUUACGGCUAGUACUGAAAGACCCGUUUCAUGAAACAUGUGAUGGCGUGUGGGCCGACUACUUCCUAUAG